AUGGCUAGCAUCAUUGAGGCCUCUGCUGCUUUGAGAAAGCGGAAAAAUCUGAAGAGAGGCAUUAACUUUACGUUAAUGGUCGUCGGAGAGUCAGGAAGUGGCAGAUCAACUUUCGUCAACACGCUGUGUGGCCAGCAAGUGGUGGACGUUUCAACAACGGUAAUGCUGCCAACAGAUGCGUCUACACAAAUAGAGCUGCAGCUUAGAGAAGAAACGGUGGAAUUGGAAGACGACGAAGGUGUCAAAAUUCAGCUGAACAUUAUAGAUACGCCCGGGUUUGGCGGAUCUUUAGACAAUUCUCAAAACUUCAAUGUAAUCUCGGACUACAUAAAACACCAGUACGACGAGAUUCUUCUUGAGGAAAGCCGUGUGAGAAGAAAUCCACGUUUCAAGGAUGGGAGGGUACAUUGCUGUCUAUAUUUGGUUAACCCUACGGGACACGGGCUCAAAGAAACAGACGUGGAGUUCAUGAGAACACUGGCUCCGCUUGUGAAUGUGAUCCCGGUGAUUAGCAAAGCAGACUCAUUGACACCUGCGGAACUAAAGCUCAACAAGAAGCUGAUUAUGGAAGACAUCGAUUAUUACCAUCUCCCCAUUUACAACUUCCCCUUCGAGGAAACAGAUAUUUCCGACGAGGACUACGAAAACAACAUGCAUCUGCGUUCUUUGAUGCCCUUCUCGGUGGUCGGAUCGAACGAGGUGUACGACCUGGGCGAUGGCACCCUUAUCCGCGGCCGUCAGUACCCAUGGGGCACGCUGGACGUGGAGGAUUCUACUAUUUCCGAUUUUGUUCACCUCAGGAAUACGCUAUUGAUUUCUCAUUUGCAUGACUUGAAGGACUACACCCAUGAGAUUCUAUACGAACGAUACAGAACUGAGGCACUUUCUGGCGAGCCAUCCGCUCCUAGUUCGCACGGAGCCCAUUUUGCCGCUAAUGAAAAUGGUGCCGGAUCCCCAGUGAUGUCUGGUAAGUCUUCAUUGCACGCUGCAGAACGCGAGUCGGCUAGCUCGUCAUUGAAACAGUCUGCUGCGGGCCAGGACACGUAUCUGGCGCGUGAAGAGCAGAUAAGACUAGAAGAAGAAAGACUCAAAGCGUUCGAGGAGCGCGUUCAGCAGGAACUGCUUUUGAAAAGACAGGAGCUUCUACAAAGGGAGCAAGAGCUAAGAGACAUAGAGGAAAGGAUUGAAAGAGAGGCAAAACAGAGAGCUGAGUCUGAAAGUCUUCAAUGA
Molecule: messenger RNA, 1230 nt
Organism: Lachancea sp. 'fantastica'
Lineage: Eukaryota; Fungi; Ascomycota; Saccharomycetes; Saccharomycetales; Saccharomycetaceae
Source: the annotation of a GenBank genome assembly